Molecule: messenger RNA, 1305 nt
Organism: Lentinula edodes (shiitake mushroom)
Lineage: Eukaryota; Fungi; Basidiomycota; Agaricomycetes; Agaricales; Omphalotaceae
Product: dihydrolipoamide succinyltransferase
Exons: 9
Coding region: 1-1305 (434 amino acids)
Biological process (GO): tricarboxylic acid cycle
Cellular component (GO): oxoglutarate dehydrogenase complex
Molecular function (GO): dihydrolipoyllysine-residue succinyltransferase activity
Source: RefSeq, a predicted model, not a curated record
AUGCUCUCGAAGCAAAUUACUGCUGUAGCUCGAGGAAAGGGCGUUCUGGGCGCCAGGACUAUCCAUGGAGGAACUGCGUUGACCAUGUCAAGAGGCUGGAAAACAGCCAGUGCAAAUAUCAAGCGGGCCCAGUUCCACUCGACGAAUCUUCUGCAGGCGGAGACCGUCAAAGUGCCUCAAAUGGCGGAAUCCAUCACAGAGGGUACCCUGAAGUCUUGGUCAAAACAAGUUGGCGACAGUGUUGCUGCUGACGAGGAAGUCGCAACUAUUGAGACAGAUAAGAUCGACGUUUCUGUAAACGCACCUUCUGCAGGAACUAUAAAGGAGCUAUUGGCUAACGAAGAGGAUACUGUUGCGGUUGGGCAAGACUUGUUUGUUUUCGAGCCAGGUGAAGUCAGCGAAAGCUCUCCGACACCGCCGCCGAAAGAAGACUCGAAGGAGGAUAAACCGAAAGAGGAGAAAUCUACGGAAGAGAAACCUAAAGAAGACGAGCCAAAAAAGCCAGAACCAUCAGAGAAGCCUGCCCCUCCGCCACCAGAAAGCAAGCCUCCCAAGAAGGAAGCUCCCAAACCAGCAGAACCAAAAUCUGCUGCACCAGUUGCUGGGAGUAGAAAUGAAACUAGGGUCAAGAUGAACAGGAUGCGUCUACGUAUUGCCGAGCGUCUCAAAGAGUCACAGAAUGCUGCCGCUUCUCUCACUACAUUCAAUGAGAUCGAUAUGUCAUCACUCAUGGAUAUGCGCAAACGGUAUAAAGAUGCUGUACUCAAGGAGCAUGAUGUAAAACUCGGGUUCAUGAGCGCGUUCGCCAAAGCUUGUUCUCUCGCAUUGAAGGAAAUUCCUGCUGCCAACGCCUACAUUGACGGUGACGAGAUCGUAUACCACGAUUUCGUUGACCUUAGUGUUGCUGUCGCUACGCCCAAAGGCUUAGUUACUCCUGUGGUCCGAAAUGCGGAGGGAAUGAACUUUGUUGAAAUCGAGAAAGAGAUUGCUGCUCUUGGAAAGAAGGCGAGAGACGGAAAACUCACCCUCGAAGACAUGGCUGGAGGGACAUUCACCAUCUCCAACGGUGGUGUAUUCGGCUCUUUAUACGGUACCCCCAUUAUCAACUUGCCUCAGACCGCUGUAUUAGGAAUGCACGCGAUCAAGGAAAAGCCUGUCGUGGUCGAUGGUCAGAUUGUCAUACGUCCCAUUAUGAUCGUGGCUCUCACCUACGACCAUCGGAUGUUGGACGGUCGGGAGGCGGUGACUUUCCUUGUACGCGUCAAAGAGUAUCUCGAGGAUCCGAGGAAGAUGUUGUUAGCAUGA